This is a messenger RNA of Pseudozyma hubeiensis SY62, 4428 nucleotides long. RefSeq lists its product as hypothetical. The coding region runs from base 1 to 4428 and encodes 1475 amino acids. The transcript has a single exon. The record is from RefSeq and is a predicted model, not a curated record. NCBI's taxonomy places the organism in Eukaryota, Fungi, Basidiomycota, Ustilaginomycetes, Ustilaginales, Ustilaginaceae. Gene Ontology annotation, cellular component: fungal-type vacuole membrane.
AUGCCGUCCGUUUUCAAGAACCUUCGCAAGACCUUCACAAAGUCUUCCGAGGGCAGAUCAUCGAAACGUAAGAGUUCAAGCUCGACCGCCGCUCUCGGCGCAGGGAAAGAUACGAACAACAUCAACGACGAUGCCGCGCUCGCUUCACCUCAGACAACCGACACAUCCAGCAUCGCGAAGGGCUCCGCAUCCACCAACUCGAGCCAAUCAAUACCCCAUGGAAGUGCCUUGAACACUCAGCAGAGCUUCGACAGUGUUUCGUCAGCCGGUCGCAGCGCCACAAGUGGAAACAGAAGAAGCAUGUUCCCGCUCGACAUCGCCAAGCAAGCUGUAGACCAAAUCGUGUCCAGAGCCACCAUUUCGGUCGAUUCAGUCAACGUCCGUGACUUGACCUCGGACGGCUUCCACGUCAGCCUGCACAUCCACGUCGCCAAGACCGGCCCAGCAAAAGCCAAAAUCACCUUUCCGGAUGGCCUAGAUCUCUACCUUCAUCCAACGGACACGGUAAAGACUGCAAACAUACGCCUAUCUCCCAUUAAGAUCCGCACCGCCAACAGACAAAGUGGUCUCACAGUCGACGGUCUGCUCACUGCACGCCCUAGACACACGGCGUCUCGGGGCCUCGACGACCUCUUCCAUACUCUGCUAGCUUCCACCGGUGAUGUCGUCCUGAGGGCGGCCUCUGAAAACACCGAAGUCAAGGCGUAUGGCAUGUCGUUCAAGCGCAUCGCACUCGAAAAACAGAUCGUUAUACAGGGCCUGAACAAUCUCGGCGGCGUCCUCUCUUUUGAUCCUCCACCGUCAGCUCCAUCGUCAUCGGUUGCUGCUCAACGUAGCAGCAUCCAAGACUUUCAGAUUCUUGGAGGGGAUCCCACGGCUGGCAUCUCGUUCCAAGCCAACGUCGAGCUCAACAACCCAGCAGAGAUCACGGCCCAGAUUGGUGACGUUCGCCUCAAUCUGCAGACCGACAUCGAUGAGCUUAGAGCUGAUGGCAAGGACCAGAACGCCAUGAUCGGACACGUGAUUCUGCCAGACCUAUUGCUCAAGCCAGGAUCGUCAAGUGUCGUCAUUCGCGGCAACGUACUCGUAGCGCCUCAGGACGACUCAGCGCGCACCGCUGGCAUCACUCUGAUCCGCUUCCUCCUCGAAAAUCGCUCCAUCUCGGUCAAUGUAGUUGGCUCUGAUACUUCUUCCGACAUACCGUGGGUCGCUGCACUCUUCAAAAACGUCCGCAUCUCCGCUCUGCUCCCUGCCCUCGGCAUCAGUUCCAAAUUGCUUGACGGCGCAUCGCUCGUGCCUGCCGAAGAGAUGGGUCCAGCACCACAGUCUCAGCUUUGUGCGCGCGCCACACUUCGCAACCAGCUCGGCCCGCCGCUGCACAUCCACUCGCUCAAGGUGCGAGCGUUCCAGGACGUCCCCGAGCCGACUUCCAAGAUACCAUCCGCUGCUGCUUCUGACAUCGAGCCCAUCCACCUCGGCGACAUCAGUACUCCUCCCGAUUGGCCUGUGCUAACGCUCUCGUCGGACAAUCCUGUCCAUGCCAGUCUCCCUUUCAGCUUAUCGGGAGGCGGGGCCUCAUACGUACGCAUCUUGCAGACGGAAGCGAAGCGCAAAGGUAUCCAGCUGAACCGACAAUUGGUCGCAGCAUUGCGGCUCAUGCCCACAAGUGAUGGUCAGCAGAUGGCGGCAUCCGAGGCGCUUCAGUCGCCAAGCAGAGGCAAAGAGGAGCAGAACGAGGCGCUCGAUCUGCCCAAUGUCGUUGCCAGCGCCCUUUCUUCGCUCAAGGUCUCAGCACACGUCUCUGCCAAUGUGUCCAUCGGGGACUUUCGCAUACCUGGCGAGAUCGAGUUUGUCCAGAAUCAGCUGCCCAUCGCGAUCACCGUAAAGACAGCCAGAACCAUCCUCCCCACCGUCGGCGCCCCGCUCGUCGAUGCGCUGAUCGAUCAGGCUAGAGUGUCCAUUACCAGGCUCAAGAUCUUGGACAUGGACGAGAAAGGGCUCAACAUCGAGGCAGACAUCGGCUUGGUCGACUUUGGGCCGCUGGACGUUGAGAUCCACUUUGACCAGGGACUCGACAUCGUUCCCAGAACUGAUGUGCAUUCCGAAGAAACGGUAGAUUCCAUCGCUCGCAUCGUCUUUGCGGAACCCGUGCGAGGAGUUGCCGGCAGCGAAGAGCUGCUGAAAACGCGACUGCGCAUCCUUCCCACCGUCGGGCCAAAGAGUGUUGCAAAAUUCGCCACCUUUGUCUCUCAGCUCGUCCAAGCCGACGAACUCCCCAUCCGCAUCUCAUCCGACGCCUGCCGCGUCGUAGCUGGAGGCGCAGAGUUCCCUGCUGUGUUGACCAAGGCUGUCAGCUUGCCAGGAUUAGGAGGUCUCACCGGCAUGACUUUGAACGGACUUGACAUUUAUGACGAGGUAGCAGCCCCAGCAGGUCCUGGACGAGGAAGAGCUUUGAGCUCCUCAUCUUCUUCGAGCGGCGGUUCCAGCUACCUGGUCGGCAAAGAGAAGGCGUUCAGGAUGCGAACCAGGGUCCGCAUCCCUCACAAGGGUCUGCUCGCGGUGGCCCUCGCCAAGAUCGAAGCAGGUGUCGUAUUUGAAGGCGUUCAGAUCGGAAUCAUCUCUGCUGAAGAUAUCGUCUUUUCCCUCAAUGCGGCCGACGUCGAAUUCGAAGCCAACGGGUACAUCUUCGUAGGCAGCGAAUCAAUCAAGGAGAAGCAGCCUGUGGCAGAAUACCGAAUCGCUGCUCUCCAGACUUUCGGCAAACUUGCCACCGCGCUCUUGUCGGGAACACCUGCCGAGCUCACCGUCACCGGGUACCGGGCAUUUGCAAUGGGCGAAGUGCAGCUCGGCUCCCUCAGUCGAAACCAGAUGCCUUCCCAGCUUCUUAGCAGGCCGUCUGCAAGUUCGAUGCGCAGGGCGUCCUCGACUUCGACACAAAAGCAGGAGACGAAGCUUCCGCGAGCCGGGUCCCUCAAAACAUCAAGCAGCGCUACCUUUACGCAGAGACAAGUGCCGUGGUUAGAUCAGGCUUUCCAGCAAGUCUCGAUCAAGACAGUCCUUCAACAAAGCGUGCAUCCGGUCAUCAAAGAUAUGCAGAUCGAGAAGAUCUUUGCCAGCUUUCGUCGACAAGAAGCGAUGCAAGCCGAGAUCGACAAGCUUGCGUUCCACAUUGAAGUGCCACUGAGUGUCCGCUUCGAAGUUAUAUCCAUUCAGGCCGAUAUCGAGGUGCACUACGAUGGCUACGGAUGUGUCGGAACGGGCAAAAUCGAUGCCAACGUACAAUCGUGCACGCCAAUGGAAGCAAGCAACGGUGACGGCGGGGAUGACGCAGUCGGUCGGUCGAGUUGCCUUGUUCGGCUUGCGCCCGGAUCUUUCAAGCUCGUUACUCCACCUACCGAGGGACUGGCCCAGCUCGUUGCACAUAUCGCUGACAGCGAGCAGACCAACAAGAUCAGCAUCCGCGGCAAGGCUCGAGCUCGCGUCGAGGUUGCUCUGGGUGAGAUCUUCGUGGAUGUCGAUCUUGGGAAGCAACCGCACGUUUUACACAUGGACGGUGUGCGUGGAUUGCGAUCCAGUCCGGUCCAGUACACCAAUCUGCAGGUCGUCGAGGCGUCCAGCGAUUUCCUCAAGAUUGUCUUCUCGCUCUACCUCAACAAUCCCAGCAAGACCUUGCAGGUGGCUCUUCCAGACACGGACCUCACCAUGGCUGCCUUUUACAAGGGGUCGUACGUUGGAAGAGCUCACAUCCCCAAAGGCUUCAAGUUGGAGUCUGGGCCGGUGGCGGUGCACGACAUCCACUUUCGAUACUGCCCGCCGCCCGAGGUGGAAAAGGAGGUACGCGACAUCCCUGCCAACCUCUUGUCAGGUCGCACAACCACGCUCGAGAUUCGGGGAGACGACGAGUCGAGCGAGAUUCCCAUGCUCAUCCCAGCUCUCAAGAACAUCCACCUUUCAUUUGAUCUCAAGCCGAUGAUGGAUCGUACGCUGAUUGAUAGCAUCUCCAUCACUCUGGGCGUCUCUGCAUUGACUUCCGCCUCGGUCGACGCCGAAUUUGUGGUCAACAAUCCGUUAGGCGUGCCCUUUGACCUGGUCGCCAUGUCUUUCAUGGCCUCGUACCAGGGCCAACCCUUUGGCAGCUGCACGAUCACGUACGCGUCUGAGCACCCGCUGCGUGUGCCUGCGGGCAGCGUCAAGCAGCCGGGUCAGCAGCGCAGCUCUCCCGUUACCGUUACCCUUGCACAACCACUCGAGAGCAUGGUCGGUGCCUUCCUCAAGAGCAAGGGUCAAAUCAUGCUCGACUUGGAAGUGGCCGCCAGAGUCGAGAUCCAAGGCUUCAAGAUCCCCAACUUCAACUACAGGCAGCCGUCGCUUCCUCUCAGCAUCAAGGGCCUCGACGGCAUCUCUAAAUGGAUGAAGUUCCUCCCCUGA